This is a messenger RNA of Dermacentor andersoni, 996 nucleotides long. The record is from RefSeq and is a predicted model, not a curated record. Lineage: Eukaryota; Metazoa; Arthropoda; Arachnida; Ixodida; Ixodidae.
UUUAGUCGCUAGGUGGUGCGCCAUACGUUAUGCAAACAAGUUGCGUCGCUUUGUUUAUGUUUUGGACUUGCCAGUUUGCGCGCCGAAUCCGAAACGAUGUCCUCGCAGCAGGUUCGGCGGCUGGGUCCUCAUGUUUCAGAGAGGCAGCGCGAGAUACUGGUGUCAUUUGUUGAAGAGCACCCCUACCUUGCGAAGGCGUCGUGUGUGCUGGGUCAACAGCUGACGGCGGCGCGCAAGGAGGAGCUCUGGCAGCAAGUGACCGCCUUGCUGAACACUGAGGGCCCGGCAGUGAAAACUGCAGCCCAAUGGCGCGGCGUGUGGAAAAAGGACGUCUACAAGGCCCGCCGUGAUGCGGCCGCCUUGCACGCCGAAAGCAGAGGAACCGGAGGAGGCAGCCUGCCCGGACAGCGAGGGCGCAUCCUUUCCUUAGUUGGAAGGGCGAGCGCCAUCGGAGUCUGCGCGCCGUUCUUCGAGCCCGACGAAGAGGGGGAAAGCGCUGGUGACGCGGCAAGUGCUGAGUCCCAUGUGUCUGUCGGCACAGCGCCUGGGACAAGCGGCAUAAGAGCGAGACCACUCCAGCCCGCGACAGCAGAGAGGCGUCGGGAGGAUGCAGGUGGCCCUAGUAGUCAGACACAGCCACGGCAGACAGGGCGGGGCCGAAGGCCAGAGCCGGGAGCGGACGACCUGCUGUCCUCUGUCGUUGCGAAAUAUGCUGAGUCUGUUGCACUCUCGCAACAGCACAACAACCAAAUACAGGACCUGCUCCGGUCGGCGGAGCAGCUGAGAACGGCAGUGGAAAGUCAAGGCGCGGCGACAUUGCGCCAAGCAGUAGCCACCGAGCGUCUUGCUUCUGCUGCUGAGCAACAAGUGCAGCAGAACACUCAGCUGCUGCAGGAGCUGCGGAGCCUGACACGGAUGGCGCCAGCACUGCUGCUGUGCAUUCAGCAGGCCAUGGGGAUGCCACCACAAGCCCCACCAGGUGGACCACCCUCUUAA